Molecule: messenger RNA, 1188 nt
Organism: Dendrobium catenatum
Lineage: Eukaryota; Viridiplantae; Streptophyta; Magnoliopsida; Asparagales; Orchidaceae
Product: transcription factor ILR3-like
Exons: 5
Coding region: 166-897 (243 amino acids)
Biological process (GO): regulation of DNA-templated transcription; intracellular iron ion homeostasis
Molecular function (GO): RNA-DNA hybrid ribonuclease activity; protein dimerization activity; nucleic acid binding
Source: RefSeq, a predicted model, not a curated record
UAUAGCGCACCAAAAUUAGCAGCUGAGUGUGUCCCACGCCUCUCAAGGUGCUAUCUUGACUGCGCACCCGGGAGAAGAUAAGUUUUUUAAUUUCUACGGCGGCGGUGGUGGCGGCAAUUGCCCGUGAAUCUUGGCUGGAACCUUAGCACCGUUGCAAGCUUAGCGAUGGCUUCUCCGGAAAACCCUAAUUGGCUUCUGGACUGCCCUCUAAUAGACGAUUUGUCCGCGCCUCCAGCGAACGGAUUCAUCUGGGCGCCCCAGGAAUUCAACCAUCAAUCUAAAGUUCGACCUCCGUUCUCAACCCAUGAGGGAUAUGUCAGUAUGGGAGCCAAUGACCCUUUUGUGGAAACUGAGACCUUCAAGGAACAAGGAUCUCAAAAGCGAGCUAGAUCUGAAUCCUCCAGUCAAGCUGGAUCCAAAGCUUGCAGGGAGAAAAUGAGGAGAGAUAGACUGAAUGACAAAUUCCUCGAGUUGGGCUCUAUUUUGGAGCCUGGUAAACCGCCAAAACUUGACAAAGUAGCUAUUCUUUGUGAUGCUACUCGAAUGGUAACCCAGCUGCGUGCUGACGCUCAAAAACUGAACGAUUUAAAUCAAACCCUCCAAGAUAAGAUUAAGGAGCUAAAGGCUGAAAAGAUCGAGCUGCGUGAUGAGAAGCAACGCCUGAAGACCGAGAAAGAGAGCUUGGAGCAGCAAGCGAAGUUUCUGAAUGCUCCAAGGCCAAGCUUCAUUCCUCACCCUUCUCUGAUUCCUACUGCCUUUAGUGCUCCAGGAAAAAAUCCAGGCCAGAAGUUAAUGAUGCCAGUUAUGGGGUAUCCUGGGUUCCCUAUGUGGCAGUUCAUGCAUCCUUCUGAUGUUGAUACCUCACAGGAUGCUGAAUCAUGUCCUCCAGUUGCUUAAGGGAUCUAUUUGGAAUCCUUUCAUGUUUCUUUUGCUAACAACUUUAGAACUAAUUUUUGUACUAUCAAUCAAGCUUUUGAUUGCAGAAUCUUGACUGGAGGUGAUGUAUUUUGGAUGUUUAUGAAGUAUUUACUCAGUACCCAGGAAUCAUAUUUAAAUGUUCAACAAACAAAAAAUUCGAAGUAUCUAGAAGCUUGAACAAUAUCUGUGGUUUAAAGAAUAUUUACCAAUAAUGAAUGUAUAUAUCUUUGUGUUCCCAAUAAGAAUUCAUGCAAAGCUGGUUGAGAGCUA